Ceratosolen solmsi marchali is the source of this 2403-nucleotide messenger RNA. RefSeq names its product ATP-dependent RNA helicase DDX54. Gene Ontology annotation, molecular function: RNA helicase activity; ATP binding; RNA binding. NCBI's taxonomy places the organism in Eukaryota, Metazoa, Arthropoda, Insecta, Hymenoptera, Agaonidae. The transcript has 11 exons. Gene Ontology annotation, cellular component: cytosol; nucleus. The coding region runs from base 68 to 2377 and encodes 769 amino acids. The record is from RefSeq and is a predicted model, not a curated record.
GAUUAUUACGUAAAUUUAUUCCACUUUUGUUUAUUAAAAUUGAUCAAACCUUAGUAACUAGAAUAAAAUGGAAACAGAAUUAUUUAAUUUUAAAAAUUCAUGUAACAAUAAUGAAAAAAAUGUUUUUAAUCAAAUUAAUAAGAAUAACAAAAAAAAAUGUAGAAAAUCAGGUGGAUUUCAAGCAAUGAAUUUGAGUUAUCCAAUUAUAAAAGGGAUUUUAAAACGUGGAUAUAAAGUACCAACACCAAUUCAGAGAAAGACUAUUCCACUAGCACUUGAAGGUAGAGAUGUAGUUGCUAUGGCUCGCACUGGAAGUGGUAAAACUGCUUGUUUUUUAAUACCUUUGUUUGAAAAAUUAAAAACAAGACAAGCUAAAUCAGGAGCACGUGCUUUAAUUCUUGCACCAACUAGAGAAUUAGCUAUUCAAACAUUGAAGUUUAUUAAAGAAAUAGGAAAAUUUACAGGAUUAAAAUCAUCUGUUAUUUUGGGUGGAGAUAGUAUGGAUGAUCAGUUUUUGGCUAUACAUGGGAAUCCAGAUAUUAUCGUUGCUACCCCAGGUCGCUUUUUACACAUAUGUAUUGAAAUGAAUAUGAAUUUAGAAAACAUUGAAAUUGUAGUAUUUGAUGAAGCUGACAGAUUAUUUGAAAUGGGACUUGGUACACAAAUUAAUGAAAUAUUAAAUAGAUUACCAGAAACUAGACAGACACUUUUAUUUUCAGCAACAUUACCAAAAUUAUUAGUUGAAUUUGCAAAAGCAGGACUAGAAAAUCCAAUCCUUGUACGUCUAGAUGUAGAAAGCAAGUUACCUGAUGAGUUGAAACUUUGCUUUAUUACUUGCAGAUCUGAAGAAAAACUAGCUGUGUUAUUAUGUUUAUUAAAACAUAUUGUGAAGGCUGAUACUCAAACAGUAAUCUUUGUUGCUACUAUGCACCAUGUUGAAUAUAUUCAUCAAAUUCUUGAUAAAGCUGGUAUUACAAAUACAUUUAUAUAUUCUAAUUUAGAUCCAUCAGCACGUAAAAUAAAUGCAGCCAAAUUUAAAAGUGAAAAAGUUAAAGUUUUAAUUGUAACAGAUAUUGCUGCAAGAGGAAUAGAUAUUCCGUGUUUAGAUAAUGUUAUUAAUUUUAAUUUUCCUGCAACAAGCAAAUUAUUCAUUCAUAGAGUUGGUAGAUGUGCACGUGCUGGAAGAAGCGGUAAUGCAUACAGUAUAGUUGCUCCAGAUGAGUAUGCUUAUCUUUUAGAUUUACAUUUAUUUCUUGGACGUUCUCUCAACAUAAUUCCUAUAUCAGAAACAGAAAAUAUUCCAGAAGAAGCUAUAGGCAAAAUACCUCAAUCAAUGAUUGAAGAAGAACUUUCUGAAUUAAUAAUGUAUCAUAAAAAUAUUACAGAUAUUUCGAGUAUGCAAAAUGUAUGCAAUAAUGCAUAUCAACAAUAUAUACGAUCUAGACCACCAGCAUCAACAGAGAGUAAUAAAAGAAUAAAAGAAUUACAUAUUUCUAUAGCUGGUAUCUUACCAGAAUUUCGAAAUUCUAAUAAUGAUGCAGCUGAACUAAUUUCAAAAAUAAAAAGUUAUAAACCACGCGGGACAAUUUUCGAAAUAGUAGCAAAACCUUCUUCGGUGGAUUAUAAAAUAAUGAAAGAAAAAAGAAAAUUUCAUAAAGAAAAUAUCAUAAAUUAUCACCAAAAAAUUGAAGAAGUGUCAACUAAAAAUCUAAAUUAUAAAGCUAAAAGCCUGCAAUUAUCACCAAGUAGUAUAGAUGAAAUUAAUGAUACUUUUAGUCAAGUUAUAACUUCAAAAAAAAGGAAAAUAUAUGAUAUAUGUCAAAAUAAACAUAAAAAGAAACAAAAAGUUCUAAAAGAUGAUCAAUUUUAUGUACCUUAUACAGCUCCAGAUAGGCAUACUGAACAAGGAUUAGCUGUAAAUAAUUUUACAACUGAAGCAGAUAAAGUUUAUUUAGAUUUUACUGCUGACAACGAAAAUUCAAGACGAUUUCAAAAUCAAAUAAAAAAAUGGGAUAGAAAAAAGAAAAAAAUGAUCACGAUUGAAAAUAAUCCUAAAGCGGGAAAAAUUCAAACGGAAUCAGGAACUUGGAUUCCAUCAACAUAUAAAACUAAAAGAUAUUUACAAUGGAAAGAGAAGAAUAAAAUUGGCAUAAUUCAAAAUGAUGAUAAUACUGAUAAUGAAGUGUCAUUGCAAAUGCAAAAACUUGAAACAUCAGCAAAAACACAUUGGGCAAGGCAUAAUCAAAAAUUGAAAGAGAAGAUUAGAAUUAAAAGUGAACUUAAAACUCCUGAUCAGAUACUGAAAGCACGCAAAAUACUUGAAAGAAAGAAACAGAGAAAUGGACGUAAAAAGAAGGGAGGUCGCAGUAAUAGAUAAAGUACAAGGUUCCAAAUAUAUGGUUC